This is a messenger RNA of Lycium ferocissimum, 591 nucleotides long. RefSeq lists its product as uncharacterized. Lineage: Eukaryota; Viridiplantae; Streptophyta; Magnoliopsida; Solanales; Solanaceae. The coding region runs from base 197 to 544 and encodes 115 amino acids. The transcript has 4 exons. The record is from RefSeq and is a predicted model, not a curated record.
GUUUCCCAAAUGCCAAAAAAUGAAACUCAUAGAAAAGUGUCAUUGACUGAAAUUCCUGAUUUGGAUCAAGCAGAUAAGGAUCAAUUUCAUGAAACACUCACUUCAUAUAUACAUGACGAACUUUCCAACCAAGUUCUUGUCAUUUCCAGGAAGUUGAAGUUCAUGACAUAACUUCUAUAUAUACCCACAGUAAUCGAUGCCUGCAGCCGGUCAGUCCUAUGAGUUCCUUUUUCAGAUAACCUCACUUGGGUUUUUGGAAAAAUUUCAGCUUGAUUUCAAUGUGUGCAUAUGUGAAGUUUAUCAAUCCAAUGACUCUAUUACCAACAUACUACUGAUACCAGGAGUUACAGGAUAUCCAAAAGGUAUUCCUUUGAGUCACCUGUCUUCCAUCUAUGAAAUGCUUUUGAUAGAUCAUGAUAAUUGGGCAAAUUUGGAGUCUAUACAAGUUUGCUAUUUAUUUUCUUUUGCUCUUUCAUCUAAUAGGUAUUCUUGUGAAAUACUUCCAAUGAGAAGUGUUGUGUUUGUAGUCAAUGUUAUAUCGUAAAUGGUUAAGUUCAAGUAGUUGGAUUCCCAUGACAUCUCGUGUAAAAA